AGAGCGAUGUCCUCCCAAAACCAAGAGCUUCGUGACUUGAUCGACAAGUGGCUGCGAUGGGAUCAGAACCCGGAGACGAGCGCAGCCAUCCGGAAGCUACUUGCGGAUGGCGAGUUCGACCGCCUCAGAAAACUCAUGCUGAAGAGGAUGACAUUCGGAACCGCCGGACUCCGAGGCGUCAUGGCCGAGGGAUUUGCGUGUAUGAAUGAUCUUGUCAUCAUUCAAACUUCGCAAGGUCUCGCGAAGUAUCUCGUGGAGAACAUCGCGGACGCAAGAAAGAUGGGGGUGGUAAUCAGUUUCGAUGGACGCCACAACUCGCCUCGAUUUGCGCGUUUGACUGCUCGAGCUUUCCUACAGUUGGGCGUGAAAGUCUUCUUGUUCAACCGGGUCACGCCCACGCCUUACGUGCCUUUCUCGAUCCUGCAUUUCGGGGCCGCUUGCGGAGUCAUGGUCACGGCCUCGCACAAUCCCAAAGAGGACAAUGGUUACAAGGUGUUCUGGAGCAAUGGGGCCCAGAUCAUUUCGCCUCAUGAUAAAGGCAUCCAAACGAGUAUCGAGAAAAAUUUGGAGCCGUGGAGUCAAGCUUGGGACGUCGACGAUCUGCGAAACAAUGCUCUUCUGAACGAUCCGACAGAAGAGAUCAACAGCAACUACAUGCAAAUCAUCGAGAACAACAUCUUCGACCGCGACUUGAUCAAGCGCUGCCGCACCGCUUUCUGUUUCACUGCAAUGCACGGCGUCGGCCAUCGAUAUGUAGCGGAAGCUUUCAAACGCUGUGGCAUCGCCCGAUCGUACCCCGUGCUGGAACAGAUGGAGCCGGAUCCUGAGUUUCCGACCGUCAAGUUCCCCAACCCAGAAGAAGGCGCAAGUGCACUGGAGCUGGCCAUCAGAACGGCAAAUAAGAAUAAUUGCAGAAUCAUCCUCGCAAAUGAUCCCGACGCCGACCGUCUCGCGGUGGCCGAGCUGAUAGAUCAGUCCCACGAGUUCAGAACUUUCAGUGGUGAUAACCUGGGAGCUCUGAUAGGUUGGUGGCUCUGGACGAGGCAUAGACUCAGCAACCCAAAGUCGGAUCCAUCGGAUUUCGUGAUGAUAGCCAGCACAGUGUCUUCGAAAAUUCUCCGAUCAAUGGCCAAGAAAGAAGGCUUCAAUUUUGAGGAAACCUUGACCGGCUUCAAGUGGAUGGCAAACAGGGGAAUAGAGUUGGAGAAACAGGGCAAAAAAGUUCUUUUCGCAUUCGAGGAAGCUAUCGGUUACAUGUGUGGCACAGCAGUCUGGGACAAGGAUGGUGUUUCGGCAGCGCUGCAGGUGGCCAACAUGGUCGCUUACCUUGAUGAGCAAAAUGUCACGCUGAAUGAGCAGCUCAACCGCAUCUUCGACGAGUAUGGAUUCCACACCACGUACAAUUCCUAUUACAUCAGCCACGAUCCCGUCGCGACUGGCAAGAUGUUCGACAGAAUACGGAACAUUGACGGUCCGAAUACUUACCCGAAGAAGAUUGGACGUUUUGCUGUUAGCGGCGUCCGAGAUUUGACUGUCGGUUUCGAUAGUACGCAGCCCGGCAACAAGCCCAUCCUUCCAGUGAGUUCAUCCAGCCAGAUGAUCACGUUCUACAUGGAGAACGGGGCCACGAUAACAAUCCGAACUUCGGGGACAGAACCCAAGGUGAAAUGGUACUCGGAGCUGAUCACGAAACCAGGUGUCCCCAGAUCUGAAUGGGAAUCAGCAACAAAGGAGCUGCGCGAGUUGAUUGAUUCCAUGGUGGAAGAAUUGUACCGGCCGUCGAUUUACGGCUUUCAGGCUCGAUCCACCUAAGGACCAAGUGGACCACAUCGAACCGCACGCUGUAAUCGCUCUUCUAGAUCCGAAAAUUGUCAGCAGGAAGGAGCUCGCUGACGAUGGAAUCGGAAGUUGGAGAUAUCCAGAUGAUGUACCAUGUGAUUGAUUGACUUCCACGGGUUUAGUGGCUCGUCGACAGAAUAAAUGCCGCAUCUCGAAACU
Galendromus occidentalis (western predatory mite) is the source of this 1998-nucleotide messenger RNA. It is a transcript of the gene Pgm2a, whose product is annotated as phosphoglucomutase 2. Lineage: Eukaryota; Metazoa; Arthropoda; Arachnida; Mesostigmata; Phytoseiidae. Gene Ontology annotation, biological process: purine ribonucleoside salvage; carbohydrate metabolic process. Gene Ontology annotation, cellular component: nucleus. Gene Ontology annotation, molecular function: phosphopentomutase activity; magnesium ion binding. The transcript is spliced from 10 exons. The record is from RefSeq and is a predicted model, not a curated record. The coding region runs from base 7 to 1812 and encodes 601 amino acids.